AUGUCAAGGGUUUAUGAUCUUUGGGAGAAACUGGUUGGUGCUGUUCUUGACAGGGAGGAGCUCCGGCGACUUGCCCUUCGUUCCAGCCCCAGCUCCAGCCUCGGCUCCAGUUUUUCCGAUUACUCCUCGGGCUUCAGUUAUGACUCCACCGCCUAUCACAUUGCACUGCCCAUGGAGCUGAAAGAGAUUAUAAAAGCAACAGAAAACUUUCAACCAGCCAUGUUCAUUGGGGAAGGAGGCAUGUGUCAAGCUUUUAGGGCGUGGAUCGAUGAGCACACCCUCAUUGCUUCGAAUCCUGAAUCGGGAUUGGCUGUUGCAAUUAAGAAAUGGAAGAAUUUCGUGAAACAAGAUUGGUUGAAGGAAAUUGAUUAUAUGGUUCAACUUAGUCAUCCAAACUUGGUCAAUCUAAUUGGCUACUGCACGGAGAAACACCACAUGAUGUUGGUUUAUGAGUUCGUGCCCAAUGGAAAAUUGAAGGAUCACUUGUUCACAAAUGGAUACCCAUCAUUUUCUUGGCGAGGAGAAUCAAAGUCGCUCUGA
Molecule: messenger RNA, 540 nt
Organism: Salvia hispanica
Lineage: Eukaryota; Viridiplantae; Streptophyta; Magnoliopsida; Lamiales; Lamiaceae
Source: RefSeq, a predicted model, not a curated record